AAACCCCAGAAUUCCCCUCCCGCAAAUCCCGCCUGUUUUCUUUCCCUCCUGACUUUUAUUCUUCAUCUUAACCUUUGCCCUCUCUAGCCUCAAAAAGUCGUCAUGUCGCAGGAAAAUUUACCAACCACAGGCAGGUCCUCACCGAGCGACGACGCCAUCGUUGUGGCGCAAGGGAUAUUGGAGCCACCAGCUGAGCAGCAAGACGUAACCGCUCAGUUUCCAAAGCCCUUUGUCUGCGACGUUUGUAAGCGCAGCUAUGCAAGACUUGACCAUCUUGCGCGCCACUUCCGUUCCCAUGGGCAACAGAAGCGUUUUGCUUGCCCUCACUGCGGCAAGCAAUUCGCGAGGCCUGACAUCCUCAAACGGCAUAUAGGCAUUCAUAUCGAUGGCCAAGGGCGCCACAGAACUGCUUCCGCAAACGGGAGGACCCGUGCAGCAAGAGCUUGCACGUUUUGCGCAGAGUCAAAGCUGCGCUGCGAGGGCACGAACCCUUGCCAACGCUGCCGCGACAGAGGCCUCGAAUGUAAUUAUACUCGGCGAUUGCGGAAAAAAAGUCGCCGUGAUGCUGUAUCAGAAGGAACUGAUGUUCGUACGAUAGAAAACCCUGUCUCAGCCGAUGAGGGGGACCCUGCAUCGUCUUCUGAGGAACAAGAAGAAUACCCAGAGAAUCAUGAACCGGGGUCAUCCUCAGAUGCAGCUGACUUGUCCCAGCUAGUUGCGAAACAUCUUGUGGACACUCAUGGAGACAGUGCUGUACAACCUUUCACCCCGAAGACCUCCGACACAAGUCUAGUCAUGAAUGAUACAGAUCUGUUUGCAGAUUUUCUCAAGGACAUUAUUUACAGCGGAAAUGACGUGGGGGCAACCGAGCCUAGCCAAGCAGCCCCGUUUAACCCCAUGUCAAUGGAUAUUCUGGACUUCGGUCCCCUCCAUGGAACGUUCCCUCAGAUACGCGGAGAGAGUUCCUGGUGUUACCCUCCAAUGACAUGCCAGGAUUACUCUCAUAGCGAGUGGCCCGCCGACGGAACAAAUCGUGGCAACGUAAUUAGCAGCGAAUAUGCCUUCAGGCAAUCUCUAUGGUCGUGGACUCCAAAAGAGGGGGAUCAUUGGCGGAGCGAAACGACUGAACUGAUGCCCUGUCUUGAUGACCUAGUUUCCGAUUUUACCGCACAGAACCCCCAGACUUGCGCCAGCACACCACUGCUUGCAUCGACGAGACAUCGCCUUAUUAGCAUGAUGUUGUCUGUGUCUGGCACAGGUGACUACGAGCGUAUCAUGUCCACCUUCCCGUCUUUGACCACUCUAGACUACCUGCUGUCCAAGGAUCUCCAGCGCCGCAGCAUAGAGCUUGAUUCAUGGAUCCACAUCGCCACGUUCGAUCCCAACCUGGCAUGUCCGCAGCUAGUACUCGGCAUUAUCAUCUCGGGGGCAUUUCGCUGUAGUCAUCCCCUGCUCUGGAAACUUGGUCUAGCAAUGCUGGAGCUUCAUUUGGAACUCUGCCUCCGACUAUUCUCAAGCGACCAUCGAAAUGCGCGCCUGACCACGCCGAUCCAGAUUUUUGCUAUUACUAUCGAGGCCGGUCUGUGGAGUGGCAAUAGCAGAAGGCUGGAGCUGUGCGAGGCCUUCUGUAACAAUCUAGUCACGAUGGCUCGAAGAGGAGGUUAUUUUAGACUAGGCCCCUUCGAAGGACAACCACCACAUAUCGGCGAUAGCUUGGAUGUACUCGAGAUGAAGUGGCAAAUUUGGGCUGAUCAUGAAUCCAGGAAAAGACUUGCAAUUCACAUUCUAAAUAUCUGCACCCAGUUCUCUCUAGCCCUUGUGACGACGCCGCUUGUCAGGUACACCGAAAUGUCGGUUCCACUCCCAGCAGCGAGGUCGCUAUGGAACGCAUCCUCGGCUGAGGCUUGGCGGUCGGCAUACCUGGCCCUUGAGAACCAAAAUCUAGCAUGCUUGCCCGAGCUGCGAUCAUGCUACUCAAACUUCGCCACUCUGCUCCAUCUAGGGGACGCCCACGACGCCCCAUCCACAGGUCUUGCCAUUCUUUCCGGCCUCUGGGUGAACGUGUGGCAAUACAAGGAACGGGUCAACGCUCGUAAUACUUCUACCGAAACCCUGCGCGCAAACAGCGCUUUAAUCAUAGAGUCAUUGCAGCAAGAGGCUCGCGGGAUUCUAGAAGACUUCAAGAACGUUUAUACGCAGUUGACGGGGACCAUGGAACCUAAUCUGCUGGCACUCCACGAGCAGCAACUCAUGCACCUCUACAUAUCACUCGAGGACGUGCAGUAUCUCGGUGGCAAGGCUGGCGAGGCAGAAGCUCGUCGCGUCUUACCCUUGCUUACAGACUGGGUGAAGGGGCGUGCCUCCCGCCAGGCGGCGUGGCAUGCUGGCCAGAUCCUCCGAGUUGGCAGGCAAGACCUUGAUCCUGCACUCCGAGCGUCAAUGAUAGUGGCCGUCUACCAUGCCAGCCUGACCAUCUGGGCGUAUUUAAUCCUGUCGGAUACCCUAUCUGUGGACAUGCCGGUUACAACUAGCCAGCGACAGUUGUACCCGAAUCAGGAUCACUGCCCGAGGAGUGAGCCGUUGGCAUUAAUAGACGGCGACGACACGCCCGUGGUCCAAAGAUUUCUCCUGGUACCCGGCGCCAAGGCGGCCCUCACUGCUCCAGCUAAGGAUAUGCAGCCCAUUCUGUUGCACAUCUCGCGUGCUCCGGCAGUCAUGACGGCCAUUGCAACUUUACUUAGGGACUGUUCGGGCUUGAAGGCUAACUGGAACUGCCCUAGUCUCGUAGAUAACCUAACGCGCUUGGUGGAGCGACUGGGGCGGGCGGCUGAGAGCAUCUAUACAUCCUUUGGAGAGUGAUGCUUUAUCGUAGCCUGGGCAAAGAAUAUGGUCCUUCUAGAAUUUCAUAAUGGUUCGUAGGGCGGAAGCUGGAAUCGGGCUGAGUAUCAGGCCUGAAAGCAUGACAGAAUAAUUGGUAACAGGUUUUGUGUCUGGCGAUAGCGAUAGUAUAAUAAUGCUAGUUUUAAGAUAUUAUAAGCUUUAAGUAUAUUAAGAGAAGUUAAGUUUAAAAGUAAAAA
This is a messenger RNA of Fusarium redolens, 3077 nucleotides long. RefSeq lists its product as uncharacterized. Lineage: Eukaryota; Fungi; Ascomycota; Sordariomycetes; Hypocreales; Nectriaceae. The transcript is spliced from 7 exons. The record is from RefSeq and is a predicted model, not a curated record. Gene Ontology annotation, molecular function: DNA binding; DNA-binding transcription factor activity, RNA polymerase II-specific; zinc ion binding. Bases 103 to 2859 code for a protein of 918 amino acids. Gene Ontology annotation, biological process: regulation of DNA-templated transcription; DNA-templated transcription.